AUGCCAAGGCCAUCCUCAAUUAUUCAUGGGAUUCCAUCUUCAACAAACCAAAUUGAUUGCAAUAUCCCACAUGAAGAGGAUCGCUUGACCAUUGAAGCCAAACCAGUACUGCUGCUAUCUGAUGAUGAACUUGGGACUAUAGAUCAGAGCUUUUAUGAUUGUCAAGCUGCUUGGCCUAAUUCAGACUCCGAGGAUGAUUUUUACAGUGCGAGGGGUGAUUCUAUAUCCUGUGCCAGCACUUCAAGCAGACGUAGCAUUAAUAAGACAUGCAGUCUUGAAAGAAACAGGAAAAAGAAAAUCAGUCUUGAACAAAAACCUAGUCCAGAGAAGAAAGAGAGACUUGUUGAGCUGCUGCAGGAUCCUUUCUGGAGUGAUCUGGUUGCAUCUACUGAUAUCAGCGAUGGCGGAUUCGAGUCAGAGGCAACAAGCCUGGACCAGUCCAGCGUCCACAAAAGCCCUGCACUGGGUAUAGGAGGAUCACAACUAGAUUUGCAUGCGAUUAAGAAGAAAAGAAUGACCGGAACUCACUGUGGAUGCGUUCCAAGUUUGAAGGAGAAAAAGAGGAGUAAUCUUACAAGAAAAGCAAGGAAUUGA
Messenger RNA from Tripterygium wilfordii, 594 nucleotides. RefSeq lists its product as uncharacterized. NCBI's taxonomy places the organism in Eukaryota, Viridiplantae, Streptophyta, Magnoliopsida, Celastrales, Celastraceae. The transcript is spliced from 3 exons. The record is from RefSeq and is a predicted model, not a curated record. Bases 1 to 594 code for a protein of 197 amino acids.